GACAGUGGCACCAACUCAUACGCUCUGCUAUAGCACACAGCCAGGAAGAUGCGAACUCCCGUGCAUUAGGUGGGCCGCCCUCACACAAUCGAUUGCGCGUCACGCUGCAUCCUUGCAUCAUCGCGCAUCCUCCCAUUUGAUAAGCAAUCCAGAGUUCCUCGAGCAUUUUCGACGAGCCUCCCGUCACCCACGAUCCUCCUGUCCUCUAAACAAGAUGCCAGUCCUUCGUGAAGGUAUCCCCAACAGCGACGGCAUUUACCCUGCACUGCCUCUUCCACUCACUCCGUCCGGCACGAAGUUCGAACCGACGAGUUACGUCGAUGUUCCGCCCGUUCCUGUUCAAGAACUCUCUCAUCUCUCUUUGCACCUGCCUGAGCAUUUGACGCCAGCUGGGGCCGACUACGACUGUGAUAUGGGGGGUAUCGGAAUCGUGAGGGGGGAGGGUGAGAAGAGGAGGAAGAUAGAGAGACAGGAUGAGGUUGAAGACGAAGGUAUUGCGAGCAGUCCACUCAACAGUGGAGACAGUCUCUUUGGAACUGCUCGUUUGAAGAGUCGACGACUCGGUGCCCUCCGCUCCGGAACCACAUUCAUCGGCACUCAAAAGGCGCUUGGACGAGAACCUUACAGUAUCAAGGUCACUAUUCAUGACGUGGACUUGCUGGUGGACGACAAAAUCAGCGGAUACUUGGAGUGUAGCGGAUUGUUGCCUGAACCAGUGACUACCUUUUUUGAUGGCGAUAUCAUCGGUCCUAAGCAUACGUUCCGCACACUCACGGCCGGAAAACCACCCACGGAAUACGUGGACCUCGCACACUGGUCAAAGUUCCCCGCGUUUCGCUCUCGCCUCAUUUCACCACAAGCGCACCUUCUAUCCAAUUUACCCCUUUCCACUGAGGUUGUUGCCAGAGACAGAUACGCGCCUCUUUACAACACUCACGAAGCCCACGACCCGUACACAUCCGACUACAUCUUCAUGCGCUGGAAGGAGAAGUUCUUGGUGCCGGAUUAUAAGGAGACAAUCAGUGGUGCUUCCUUCUGCGGGUGGUACUAUGUCUGCUUCAGGAGGAGUACGGGGCAUAUUACGGGUUUCUAUUAUCAUGCCAACAGUGAGUUGUAUCAGGAGUUGGAGUUGUGCAUGGAGGAAGAGACGGGCUUUGGGGAGUUUGAGUGGAGGUGAUCGUGAUCGACGUGAUCGACUGAAGGAGUACUGCUGGAAAUGAGUGAGUGGACGAGUAGAGUGUACGAUAUAUUCGUUAGAGACUGUCUACAUUGAGGUGACGACGAGUAAUGUUAGAACGGCGUUGUCGAUUGCAAAACGAAUUGAAUAUGACCUGUCCGCUUC
Saitoella complicata NRRL Y-17804 is the source of this 1342-nucleotide messenger RNA. RefSeq lists its product as uncharacterized. The transcript is spliced from 3 exons. Gene Ontology annotation, cellular component: GID complex; extrinsic component of membrane. NCBI's taxonomy places the organism in Eukaryota, Fungi, Ascomycota, Saitoellomycetes, Saitoellales, Saitoellaceae. Bases 215 to 1177 code for a protein of 320 amino acids. Gene Ontology annotation, biological process: proteasome-mediated ubiquitin-dependent protein catabolic process; negative regulation of gluconeogenesis; protein catabolic process in the vacuole. The record is from RefSeq and is a predicted model, not a curated record.